This is a messenger RNA of Oryzias latipes (Japanese medaka), 3310 nucleotides long. Lineage: Eukaryota; Metazoa; Chordata; Actinopteri; Beloniformes; Adrianichthyidae. The record is from RefSeq and is a predicted model, not a curated record.
GAUGCUUCAUGUUUCCUGAAGUGUAGAAACAGGAAGUUUGUUGUUUCUUUGUCAAAGUGACUGAAUGGAAAUGUUGCUGCUGCAGCUCCAUGUCUCCACCUGGUGGAGGGAGAGCAGAAGUGCAGCAGCUGAUGGCAGCUUCCUCUGCCUCCCACUGCUGUCUGACUGCAUUCACCUGAACCUGAGAGGAAACACAAGAGAAGAGCCAAUCAGUGGAGGAGCAGCUGAUCUGUUGGUGAAGGAGGAUCAGAGCUGAUGAUGAGGAGGGUUUCCUCUGCAGGUGAAGGUGGAAGGUGUGUGUGAGCUGAUGUAGAUCCAGUGAAUCCAGCAGCAUGGAUCAGUGGGAGGAGCCACAGGAGGGAGCCCCGCCCUCUAAAAGCAGAGAUGGUAACCAUGACAACCAGAGCAAAGCUCAGAGGAACCAACCUGGACCUGGAUCUGGAUCUGAAUCCAGCUGGGGGUCCAACAGGAGUGACAGAUUAAAGGAUUUACCAAUAAACUUCAAGGACAUCAGUUCAGGAGUGGAACAUGUCCACAGAGAGAAGAAGAGGAGUGGACCCCAGUCUGCAGAAAGACCCAGAGCUGCAGAUGUUGGUCUGCAGGAGAUGUUUGGAGAACAUCAGAUCAGUCUGAGGAGCAGAAGUGAACAUGUGGCUGAAGGAACUGAAGAAGCAGGAAGAGAAAUGCCCCUCAACAGGGUCUACACUGAGCUCUACAUCACAGAGAGACUAAGACCAGAGGGUCACACCCAACAUGAGGUGAUGCAGCUGGAGACAACCACCAAGACCAACAAGCUCCAUGACACUGCAAUCAAGAACCCAGACAUCUUCAAAGUCCUCCCUGACCAACACAGAUCCAUCAGAGGGGUUCUGACCAGCGGAGUUGCUGGAGCUGGAAAAAGCUUCUCAGUGCAGAAGUUCACUCUGGACUGGGCCGAUGGCUUGGAGAACCAAGACAUCAGUGCUGUGGUUCCUCUGUCCUUCAGGGAGAUGAACUUGAUCAGAGAUGAGCAGCACAGUCUUCUCACUCUGAUCCAGCUGUUCCAUCCAACACUCCAGAAGAUCCCAGCAGAACAGCUGUCUGUCUGCAAACUUCUGUUCAUCUUUGAUGGUCUGGAUGAAAGCAGACUUUCUCUGGACUUCAACAACAGUCCGGUGGUGUCUGAUGUCACACACAAGUCCUCAGUCAACGUGCUGCUCACUAACCUCAUCCAGGGACAUCUGCUGCCCUCAGCUCUGGUCUGGAUCACUUCCAGACCUGCAGCAGCCAAUCAGAUCCCUCCUUCAUGUGUGGACAGACUGACAGAAGUACGAGGCUUCAAUGAUGCUCAGAAGGAGGAGUACUUCAGGAGGAGGUUCCCAGAUAAAGAGCUAUCCAGCAGAAUCAUCUCCCACAUCAAGGGCUCCAUGUCCCUCUACAUCAUGUGUGAAGUUCCAGUCUUCUGCUGGAUCACUGCUGUGGUUCUGGAGAACCUGCUGACCACAGAGCAGAGAGGAGAGCUGCCCACCACCCUGACUGACAUGUACUCCCACUUCCUGAUGGUCCAGACAAAGAGGAAGAAGAACAAGUACCAGCAGGAACAUCAGACAAGUCCACAAGAGCUGACAGAGACUGACAGGGAAGUUCUUCUGAAGCUGGGGAGGCUGGCAUUUGAACAUCUGGAGAAAGGAAACAUCAUGUUCUACCAAGAAGACCUGCAGCAGUGUGGUCUGGAUGUCACAGAGGCCUCAGUGUACUCUGGAGUUUGUACUGAGAUCUUCAGAAGAGAGUGUGGGAUCUUCCAGAAACCGGUCUACAGCUUUGUUCAUCUGAGCGUUCAGGAGUUUCUGGCUGCAGUCUACAUGUUCCACUGUUACUCCAACAGGAAGGUAAAGGUCAUUGAGGACUUACUGAAGAAGAACAUGGAGAACAAAUCCCUGGAUGAGUUUCUGAGGCGAGUCAUGAAGAAAUCCCUGCAGAGUCAAAAUGGACACCUGGACCUGCUGGUUCGCUUCCUUCAUGGCCUCUCUGUGGAGUCCAACCAGAGACUCUUAGGAAGCCUGCUGGGUCAGACAGAGAAGAAUCCAGAAACCAUCCAGAGAACCAUCAAAAACCUGAAGGAGAUCAUUCUUGGAGGAGUCUCUCCUGACAGAAGCAUCAACAUCUAUCACUGUCUGAUGGAGAUGAAGGACCUCUCAGUUUAUCAGGAGAUCCAAGAGUUCCUGAAGUCAGAGAAUAAAUCAGAGAAGAGACUCUCAGAGAUCCACUGUUCAGCUCUGGCCUACACUCUGCAGAUGUCAGAGGAGGUUCUGGAUGAGCUGAACCUGGACCAGUACAAGACAUCAGCUGAGGGUAAAUGGAGACUGAUCCCAGCUGUGAGGAACUGCAGAAAGUUCAGGCUUAUAGGAUGUGGACUUUCAGAGACUCACUAUGAAAUUGUGGUCUCAGCUCUGAAGUCCAACCCGUCCUACCUGAUGGAACUGGACCUGAGCAACAAAAGCCUGGAGGAUUCAUCACUAAAGAUUCUGUGUUCUGGACUGGAGAGUCCAAACUGCAGACUGCAGACUCUGAGGUUGGUGAGAUGCAGUUUGUCAGCGUUCAGCUGUGAAAUUCUAGUCUCAGCUCUGAAUAAAAACCCGUCCAAUCUGAUAGAACUGGACCUGAGCUACAACUUGGACCUGGAGGAUUUAGGAGUUCUUGAUCUGUGUGGUUUUCUGGAGAGUCCAGACUGCAGACUUCAGACUCUGAACUUGGCGAGAUGCAGUUUGUCAGAGAUAAGCUGUGACGCUCUGGUCUCAGCUCUGAAUAAAAACCCGUCCAAUCUGACAGUACUGGACCUGAACGGGAACGAGAACCUGCAGGAUUCAGGAGUUCUUCAUCUGUGUGGUUUUCUGGAGAAUCCAGACUGCAGACUGCAGACUCUGAGGUUGUGGAGAUGCAGUUUGUCAAAGACCAGCUGUGCUUCUUUGGUCUCAGCUCUGAAGUCCAACCCGUCCCACCUGACAGAACUGGACCUAAGAGGGAACAACCUUCAGUCUUCAGAUGUUCAGCAGCUCCAGGAUCUGGUGGAGAGUCCAAACUCCAAACUGCAGACUCUGAGCUGGGAGGACUAAAGAGUCUGAUGUUCCUCCUGGAGGAGCAGAGAGGAGCAGCAGCAGCAGCUGGUCUGCAGAGAUGUUGUGACUGGACGGUGUUCCUGGGAGGUGGAGAGCAGAGUGAUGGAGGAAUCAGAGAAAGUGGAGAUGAGUGUCAGAGCUGCAGCAGGAACUGAUCUGAGAUCAGCUCCACUGUCUCUCUCAGUAUCAAGUGGACAGUUAUUGUGCUGCAGCUC